UAAAUAAAACACGCACGCUCUACUUUGAAAAAGCGUCAAUUUUUGAUGGCGUUACCAUCGAUAGAAUCGCUAGUGUCCUCUGGGUCAAAAGUCAUCGAAAACACGUGGUUUUGACGUUGGAACGAGUGUCUUUGUCCUGCCAUCUAAACAAUGUUUGUUUAUUGUAUACAUACAUCACGCGAUCCACUCUUAUCAUCAAAAGCUCAUCACUUAUUAUUGAAAUUGAGACAGUAAUAAUCCAGACAUCAUACGAUUUUGAUCGUCGUCAUAUAACGCGUAUUCUCGAAGAAUGAUACCACUUUUCAACAUAAAAAAAUCGCUGAUUUCCGUCUUCAUUUUUACAUUCGCCACUGCCACCUUGAAUCCAGUGAUACUCAUACCUGGCGAUGGAGGUAACCAGAUAGAAGCAAAACUAAAUAAAACUCAGGUACCUCAUUACAUCUGCGAAAAAACAACAAGCGACUUUUUCAAUAUAUGGCUGAACAUGGAGCUGCUCGUUCCCCUUGUCAUAGACUGUUGGAUAGAUAACAUCAAGCUUAUAUAUGACAAUGAGACUAGAACGACUAGGAAUACUGAUGGGGUUGAAAUCAGGAUUCCGGGAUGGGGCAUUACAGAGACUCUGGAAUGGUUAGAUCCUAGCCACGCCAGUACGGGAUCCUACUUCAGAGACAUUGCUUCUACACUCGUAGGAUUGGGACAUGUUAGAAAUGUGACCAUUAAAGGAGCUCCAUAUGACUUCAGGAAAGCACCCAAUGAGAACAAGGAUUUCUUCAUUAAUCUGAAAACACUCAUAGAAACUACUUACACUCAACACAAUAACACUCCCAUUGUGCUGGUGUCUCACUCCAUGGGCAGCAUCAUGACUUUGGUUUUCCUCAACUCCCAAAGCCAGUGGUGGAAAGACAAGUAUAUCAGGAGUUUUAUUAGUUUAAGCGGAGUUUGGGGUGGAAGCGUGAAAGCUCUCAAAGUUUAUGCGAUAGGGGAUGAUCUAGGUUCAUACAUCCUUCGCGAGAGUAUUAUGAGGGCAGAACAAAUUACCUCACCUAGUUUAGCUUGGUUAUUACCUUCUAAGUUAUUUUGGAAACCUAACGAGGUUCUUGUUCAAACAGACAAGAAAAACUUCACAAUUAAUGAUCUCGAAGAGUUUUUUCAGGGAGUGGGUUACCCUGAUGGUUGGGAAAUGAGGAAGGACACAGAGCCCUUCCAGCUGAACUUCAAACCUCCUGGCGUUGAGGUUCAUUGUUUAUAUGGAGUUGGAGUUACAACUGUAGAAAAGUUGUACUACAAACCAGGAACCUUUCUAGAUGGUUAUCCUACCCUUCUGACCGGGGACGGAGAUGGUACGGUAAAUCGAAGAUCACUGGAGGGCUGCAUACACUGGCAAAAGCUACAGAAACAAAAAGUGUAUGUGAAAGAAUUGCCAAAAGUUGACCAUUUGCAGAUCUUGCACGACAAAACUACUCAAGAUUAUAUCGCGAAUCUAAUGAGAAAGUACCAGGCACAACCACAUCGGCCAAAAUCUUUACUGAGCUGGAAUUUUUUCUGUAACUAUUUGUCCUGCAGAUAAGAUUCAUCUGCCUUUUUUUUACUACCCAAUGCUCUCUGGUUUGUCCUGCACUGAUAGCAGAACAAGUGAUAAGAAAAUAAGAUAUUUUAGAAAAAGAUGGUAUGUUUGUUGUUAUUCUAUUAGCCAGCAGGAUAUGAUGGAAGUGUUUUAAAUUGUUGGUUGUUUACCAAUUUGUUGUCAGUUGUGGAAUCAAUUAUUAUUUACAUGUUAUAUCAAAACAUAUGCUAGAACUAUAAGAAAAAACUCUUUCAUACUCUUCGCUGGUCUUAAGUUUGUGAGAUUUUGCAACUUAGAUAUUAUUUCCCUCCACUAAUAUUUAUUUAUUUAUUAGAGUGAUUUUGUGACGAUGUAAAUAAAAGCAAGCAUAUUUA
This is a messenger RNA of Leptinotarsa decemlineata (Colorado potato beetle), 1938 nucleotides long. Its product is annotated as lysosomal phospholipase A and acyltransferase. NCBI's taxonomy places the organism in Eukaryota, Metazoa, Arthropoda, Insecta, Coleoptera, Chrysomelidae. The record is from RefSeq and is a predicted model, not a curated record. Gene Ontology annotation, biological process: lipid metabolic process.